UUCUGAUAGGUAGUUUGUUCGGGUAGUAGUAGUCGGUGUUAGGCCUAACCUAAGCAAUACGAUAUAUGUAUAUAUAUGUGUGUGUGUGAGUAUAUUAUAUAAUAAGAUCUUAAGAUUGUUUUCAUUUUGAGGAAAGGAAAGCAGUGAAAUAAGAAAAAUGCCACGAAUAAUGAUAAAAGGUGGUGUUUGGAGGAACACUGAGGAUGAAAUCCUUAAGGCGGCUGUUAUGAAAUAUGGAAAAAACCAAUGGUCACGAAUUGCUUCUUUGCUUCACAGGAAAUCAGCAAAGCAGUGUAAAGCCAGAUGGUAUGAGUGGUUGGAUCCUAGCAUUAAGAAAACUGAGUGGACAAGAGAGGAAGAAGAGAAACUUCUUCACCUGGCAAAGUUGAUGCCUACGCAGUGGCGAACCAUAGCUCCCAUUAUUGGACGUACAGCAGCUCAGUGUUUAGAACAUUAUGAGUAUUUGCUAUGCAUCCCUUCAGGGCUGGGGUACAUGGGUCGAUCACCAAGAGGUUUCAGGUUGUUGGUCUGUGAAGAAUAUUCUCUUCACAUCAAUGUCCUGGAACUCCUGGCUGUCCAGCAAGCAUUGGAUCAUUUCCUUUCUAUCAAUAAACAGAAAGAAACAGAGUUGGAAAUGCUGUCUGAAGCUCGAGCUCGAUUGGCUAAUACCCAAGGCAAGAAAGCCAAGCGAAAAGCAAGAGAGAAACAGUUAGAAGAGGCACGGAGACUUGCUGCACUUCAGAAGCGAAGGGAGUUAAAAAUGGCUGGCAUAGAACUUCCACCUCGCAAGAAGAAGAAAAAAGGAGUAGAUUACAAUGCAGAAAUUCCAUUUGAAAAGAAACCAGCAGCAGGUCUGUAUGAUACAUCUGAAGAAUCCUAUGACCCAGCUGAACAUGACUAUAGGAGACUGAGGUCUCAACAUCUAGAUGGAGAACUAAGAAGUGAAAAAGAAGAGAGAGAAAGAAAAAAAGAUAGACAGCGGCAGAAACAACGUAAAGAGAAUGAUGUACCUACAGCAAUGUUUUCUGGAAACAUGGAACCAGUGAAAAAACGGAGCAAGUUAAUUCUACCAGAUCCACAGAUAUCUGACAUGGAACUAGAGCAGGUUGUAAAAGUUGGAAAAGCUAAUGAAAUAGCCAGAGAAAUCAUCGAUGAAGGAGCAAACAAAGCUUCAGACACUUUAUUAUCUGACUAUGAUAUUACUCCUGGGAUAACAAGUGUGCGAACACCACGAACCCCAGCCUCAAGCAGGGAAUCUAUUCUACAGGAAGCCCAGAACAUUAUGGCAUUGACAAAUGUUGACACUCCACUGAAGGGUGGGCUGAAUACCCCUUUGCAUGAUUCUGAUUUUAGUGGAGCAACUCCCAAGACUCAACAAGCCCAAACACCGAACACUUUAUAUUCUUCUCCUUUCAGAACUCCAGGGAAAGGUUCAACAGCUGCAGGAAAUACGCCAUUUAGUAGUGCAACCCCAGGUACCGCAACUCAUGGACAAUCACAGACACCAAGUGGAACUCCUCUCCGUGAUAAACUCAGUAUAAAUCCUGAAGAUAGUUUAGGUUUUGAUGAUGCACAGUCUGCUAAACAGUAUCAGAAGGAAAGCAAAGAUCAACUGAGGAAAGCUUUAUCAACCCUUCCAACUCCUAGAAAUGAUUAUGAAAUUGUUGUACCGGAGGAUGAGCAACAACAGUGGCAAGAGGAUGGAAUGGAUGAACGUGGCUACAUAGAAGACCAGUCCGAUAUUGAUGCCAAGAAAGAAGCGGAAAGACAAGCCCAGAUGGAUGCUGAAAGAAAACGUCAGUCCCAGUCUGUUCAACGAAAUUUACCCAGGCCUGUUGAAGUGAACUCCUCCAUCUUGCGGCCAUUAAAUUCAGAUCCUCCUCUCACAGCUCUUCAGAAGGCUGAAGAACUCAUUAAACAGGAAAUGUUAAUCAUGUUUCACCAUGAUGCUGUACACAACCCUACACCACAACAGAUUGGAGUUGCACCUGGCAGCAAGAAACCGAAGCAGCCACAUUCUUCUGUUCUGAACCAAGCCCAGCAUCUUGCUUAUUUAGAGAAACACCCUUAUGAAAAAAUGUUAGAAGAAGAGCUUGAGGCUGUAAGUGUGAUUUUGUUAUGUUUAAUCAGCCAUAGAGAUAGAGAGUGGUAUAUUUUAUCUUGAUAAUUAGUUGCCUGC
Limulus polyphemus (Atlantic horseshoe crab) is the source of this 2179-nucleotide messenger RNA. RefSeq names its product cell division cycle 5-like protein (gene Cdc5). Gene Ontology annotation, biological process: regulation of transcription by RNA polymerase II; mRNA splicing, via spliceosome. Gene Ontology annotation, cellular component: Prp19 complex; spliceosomal complex. The transcript is spliced from 11 exons. Lineage: Eukaryota; Metazoa; Arthropoda; Merostomata; Xiphosura; Limulidae. Gene Ontology annotation, molecular function: RNA polymerase II transcription regulatory region sequence-specific DNA binding; DNA-binding transcription factor activity, RNA polymerase II-specific. The record is from RefSeq and is a predicted model, not a curated record. The coding region runs from base 158 to 2164 and encodes 668 amino acids.